AUGGAGCGACGCAUGCGCCGCGCGGCGAUGACGCAGGUUUUGGAUGCGCUGAACCUGCAACGGAAAGCCGCCCUGCUUUCCCUGCCAUUUGAGGCGUCUCUCUCGACGCGUCCCGGCCAUCAUGCAUCAGCGGCACCGUCGCCAGCGUCGCGGCUACUGGGCAACCCACUGGACACAGAAAAAGAGAUGAUGCCGUUUGUGCGUGACGCCGUGCUGCGAGCCCUUGAACCUUCGCCUCAGACACGUGCGGGCGGGAAACCGGUACCCGAAUGGCCUGAUGUUGGCACCCUUAUGGAGGGCCGCCGUCUCGUAGGCAUCGACCUCGCCUGUACGCGUCUGUCAGGCACGUUUAACCGCUGCGACCUCUCCGGGUCCAACUUUACUGGUGCCUUUGUGGAUCAUGGCACCUUUAACUUGGCACGAAUGCAAGGGUGUAGUCUGGCGGGCGCCCAGUUUCAUUCCUGCACGUUCCUGGCAGCCGACGCGGCAGAUGUGAAUGCUCGUCGCGGGCGUUUCUCUCAGUGUGUUUUCUGCCGCGCUAACUUGACCGAUUGGGACGUGCGUGGGGCGUCGUUUUACCGCUGUGUCUUCACCAUGAGCGACCUGAGCCGUUGGGUGUAUGACGGCCAGACAACGGUAAUGGAGCCGGUGGAUUGGGGCCGUUGCCGGCGGCUCGACUGGAAUACCCCCGUGCAGGAUUGUGGGGAUUGCCGCGUGGUGGGCAAAGCCGGCAGGGACCUCUCGCUGCGUCCCCGUGAACCACCAGCCUCGCACCGCUGA
Trypanosoma rangeli is the source of this 780-nucleotide messenger RNA. RefSeq lists its product as uncharacterized. The transcript has a single exon. Lineage: Eukaryota; Euglenozoa; Kinetoplastea; Trypanosomatida; Trypanosomatidae. The record is from RefSeq and is a predicted model, not a curated record. The coding region runs from base 1 to 780 and encodes 259 amino acids.